Messenger RNA from Cyclopterus lumpus (lumpfish), 6730 nucleotides. RefSeq names its product protein phosphatase 1, regulatory subunit 37 (gene ppp1r37). Gene Ontology annotation, molecular function: protein binding. The transcript is spliced from 13 exons. Bases 1113 to 4766 code for a protein of 1217 amino acids. The record is from RefSeq and is a predicted model, not a curated record. Lineage: Eukaryota; Metazoa; Chordata; Actinopteri; Perciformes; Cyclopteridae.
GAACGUGCCCCCGUGGGUAACGACGUCCUGACGUAAGACGUGUGAACAACAAACAGUUCUCGGACUUCAACAAGCUAGCGAAUGGUAACGCUAGACAAAACAGGUUCAGCGUACUUCUCCCGGACAGAGAAACACCGACGAAACCUGUGCGGUCGGAAAAUCUUCAUACCCUCGUAAUAAUCAGCAGCAUUUGUACCGGCAGCCGUCGCUUCGCCGCGGAUCCCGAGCGCAAACGUUAGCCAUUGAAAACAUGCUCAUUGCGCGGAGUAUGACGCCUGUUUUUUUCCUGGCUGCCGCUCGUCGACGGUUGUGAUGCGAGCCGAGCAACACGACGGAGGGUGAGACUUACAGACGGGAACAUAUUUUUUAUUGACACGAGAAGAAUGGACUUUGUCGACGAGAAACAGACGGGCUCACGUAAAGAAGCUGGCACGCGACCGUUCACGGGCCUGGACGUCAUUGUUGGGGAACAACUUUGGCAAGCUAGCGAACAUUAGCUCGCUCAAAUUCAUGCAAAUUAAUUGGUUUGGUGUCGGGCAGUAAGCUCUAUCUGAUAAGCGUUAUGGAGGCACCCGGAGGGACUUGUUAAUAUCAAUUGACGGUCCUGGUCGUCUUGUAUGUUGUUGGCAAUGUGCUGUGAGCAUUUCUUUGGUUCCCUCUUGGAGCUGCAGGAAACUGUUGGCAGGCAUUAAGUGGUGGUUGCCUGUCUGGGGGAUGAUAGUGUAACAAAGUUUCCUGGUUUAGUACACACAGAUAAUUACUGGAACAGUAUCCAUUUCACAUAGGCGUCACAUAUUUCUUGUAUUGACAUUUUGUGUGAAAUUGCACUUUAAUUAGCUGUUUUUUUUAAGGAUGCACCGAUGUCACCUGUGAUUUGGGGUUUGUGAAAACUAUUAAGUAAUUCACCCCUAGUACAACAAGCUGUAGUUCUGAUUGCGCUUAAAUAUAAUUUGGCCAAUAACGGAUCAGUAUAGGUUCACAUUUACGUAUAAGGUUGUGAGACAAAGGCCAGAGACAGCCUUAUCCAUGUCGGUUGGUUCCUAGUUACUGUUUAACCUAAUAUCGAGGCUGUCUGGCACAGUUACAAUCUGAGUUUCACUGGAAAUGAAAACAUGAAUAUCGAAGAACAGUGUCUAGAUUUGUGCAAUGUCAAGACGAAAAGCAAUGUGGCCGAUGACCACAACACUACUAACAACACCGAAGGAAUCACCUCCCGGAUCUCUGAACUGAUGACGGACAGUAAUACAGAAAAACAAAACAUUGUUCCCACAGAGGCCUCAGAAACGUACCUGAUGCCUCAGCUCACUGACAACCUUCAAGCAGCUGAGGAGGACAACCACCAGGCACAAGACACUCUGGAAAUUGAUGAGGUCAAUGGAAAUAGAAAGAGCACUGCUCAAGACAACCCUGCGGUAGUGAAUCCUACUGACUUGAUCUUUUCUAAUGAUGAGCAGCACAAGGAUGAUAUUGGGGUGGAGAAAAUGAAGGAAGAUAAGGACACUGCAACAUUUGUUGUGGAAGAAGGGGAUGAUGGUGGGGACAUGGACAUAGGUGUAGAUCUGAGUCUCGAUGAGAGUGGAGUGUUGGAGGCUGAAUCAACAAAUGACAGAUCAUUCACAGACAACAAUACUUUAGACUCAGAGUCUACAGCUCAGGAUGUCCCAGCUGGCAGCGCGGGAGAGAGCUUGUCAGAUGCCAUCCAGACAAGCAGCACAGAAGCCGCUGCCACAGACCAAGCUGGACUGUACCCUUCUGUGGAGCACGGGGACGAUAAACUCAAACCAAGUGGCAAACGGGUGACGUUUCCCUCAGAUGAGGAUAUUAUCUCUGGAGCAGUGGAGCCCAAGGAUCCCUGGAGACAUGCUCAGAAUGUCACAGUGGAGGAGAUCCUCUCUUUCUACAAACAAGCCUGUCAGAAACUCAACUGUAAACCCAUACCCAAAGUGCUCAAACAAAUGCAGGAAAUGAAAGACCUGACUCAGCGAAAUGAAUGCUUAGAUCUGAAAGGUGAGAAGCUGGACUACAAAGCAUGUGAGUCUCUGGAGGAGAUUUUGAAGAGGGUCCAGUUUAAAGUGAUAGACCUGGAGCAAACCAACCUGGAUGAAGAUGGUGCAUCAGCUCUCUUUGACAUGAUCGAGUACUAUGAGUCGGCCACACAUCUCAACAUCUCCUUCAACAAGCACAUCGGCACACGGGGAUGGCAAGCCGCAGCUCACAUGAUGAGGAAGACGAGCUCUCUGCAGUAUCUUGAUGCACGUAACACUCCUCUGCUGGACCACUCGGCUCCCUUUGUAGCACGAGCACUCCGGAUCAGUGGCAGCCUGGCAGUACUCCACCUAGAGAACGCUGGUCUGUCUGGCAGACCUCUCAUGUUACUGGCUACGGCUUUGAAGAUGAAUAUGAACCUGCGGGAAUUGUACCUGGCAGACAACAAGCUCAAUGGCCUGCAGGACUCAGCCCAACUCGGCAACUUGCUUAAGUUCAACUACAACAUUCAGAUCCUGGACCUGCGCAACAACCACAUCCUAGACUCUGGUCUGGCCUACGUGUGCGAAGGACUAAAAGAGCAGAGGAAGGGCCUCGUCACUUUGGUGCUAUGGAACAACCAGCUCACACACAAUGGCAUGGGCUACCUCGCUGCUGCACUGCCAUGCACCCAGAGUCUGGAGACUCUGAAUCUCGGCCAUAACUCUUUGGGUAAUGAAGGGGUCCACAAGCUGAAGGACGGACUGAUUACCAACCGCUCUGUGCUCAGACUGGGCCUCGCUUCCAUCAAACUGUGCUGCGAAGGAGCUGUGGCUGUGGCUGAAUUUAUUGCUGAGAGCCCCAGACUGCUGCGUCUAGACCUACGAGAGAAUGAGAUCAAGACAGGUGGACUGAUGGCCCUGUCACUCGCCCUAAAAGUCAACACCUCUCUGCUGCGACUCGACCUUGACCGGGAGCCCAAAAAAGAAACCGUGAAGAGCUUCAUUGAGACCCAGCGCGCCCUGCUGGCUGAGAUCCAGAAUGGCUGCAAGAGGAACUUCAUCCUGGCUAAGGAAAAGGAGGAAACGGAGCAGAAGAUGAGGCAGUCGGCAUCCAUGGCUGAAAUAGCCACAGAGGAUGGGACCAGAGAAGAAGAGGAGGAAGAACCAUUAGCAGAAGAGAAAGUGGAAAUAGAGGUUACAGACGCAGAAGAAAAAGGUGAAACAACAAAGAAGGAAGAACAGUCAUGCAGCCAAUCACGAGAGAGCACUGAGACAAGCAUUCCUCAAAUGAUCCUGGAGUCGGACUCAGACACUGAGGAUGAGGAGGCGGAAGUGGUCACAAAGUCAUCCUCCUCGUCAAACUCUUCCACUCGGUUUAACCAGACUAAUCCUCAAACCCAUACAGGGGUUGCACAGCCUCUGCUCAGUGCCUCAUGCACGUCCUCACUCCCGUCUGCCUCACCUGCUGGCGGGCCGAGUGCCAUCUCCGUCAUCACCGUUACAGAAUCCACAGUGCCUCCAGGUACCCCGCCAUCUCCUGGUCGCUGUAUAUCUGUCUCUAGUCCAGGGAGGGGUCACAAGAUCUUCAUGGUAACUCGGGUGGAGAGCCCCCCUGAGCAGCAGCAGCAGCAGCAGCAGCAGCUACAAAUCCAAAGGGGUUUACCUGGAGCUCCCAGCCAUGGUAAAGAGGCCUCAAAGAAGCCUGGAGGAGGGAACACCCCCCCGACACAGCAGACACAGCCACCGCCCUCAUCUCAAACAGCUACACAAACACAACUAACACAAGAAGACGUGAAGGUGAGCUCACCUGCUCCGUCAACUGACCCUAAACUCACAGAGCAGAAUCCUGUAGCACACUUGGAGUCUCCACUAAAUACUCCACUAGCGCCACAGUCUACAAGGCAACCCACAGAGGAUGUGAGCGCGAGCACUUUAGAAGUGACAGAUACAAGUCAACAAGCACCAGCCAUGCCUUCAAAUUCCUCGUCAGUGCAGGCUGCAGCAUUUCAGCUCACUGAGGAGGUAAUGGAGAGCAUUAAAAGCCCCCAAUUUGAGCUCACUUGUGUAGAAGAAAAGAAGGAAGGAGAGGAGGAGGAGGAGGAGGAGGAGAGUCAUAUAGAAGAUAAGAGACAGGUGAGCACAGACGAAGGGUGUAAACUGUUAGGUGAACUGAGUCAAACCCACACUACUUCAAUCCCUGCGGUACAAACGCAGCAGCAGCCGUUACCAUCUGCUCUUGAAAACCUACAGGAUGAGCUAGUAUCCGCAUCCGCGCAGACUCAGGUGGAGAACCAAACCGAGGAAGAAAAAGAGGAUCUACUUCCACAGGAAAAGCAGGAUGCACCAGCCGACUUGUCGGAAAUUGAAAAACAGCCAACCCAAGAUGAACCAUGUCCAAAGCAGCAAACAGAGGCAGAUGAGCAGGCAGUAGAGCCUGUUCUCUCUGUCCAUACUGAUAAACAGGAACCAUCUGUUGCUCAGGAGUUAAAUCCUCGAGCAGAGGAAGUCUCAAAGAGUCCCGAACCUGCCACAACAGAGUCUGUGUCCCCAGUCAAAGACGAGGAUUCACCCGAUGAGAGCUCUGCAGACGAGGACGAGUGUUUUGCCGAGGCUCCGGAGGAGAUCAUUGGUUCAGCGCUACCCAACGGCCUGAAGCCUGAGUUCUCCCUCCAUCUUCUCGAUGCUGAAAGCUCCAAGCCAGGCAGCUGUGUGAUGGAGCACGUGAGUGUCAGCUGUGGACUAGACCUGGAGGAGCUGCUGCUAGAAGCCAGUUUGGAGACGGGUAGAGGGGCACCAUGAGGAUGUAAGGGACCAUGAGGACUCCGUUUGUCUGGCUCUACUACGUGACUGGUUGCCCUACAAUGUUUUUGUUGUUUCUUUGACUUUACCACCGACACAACCUUUCCUUAAAGGAGCUGGUGUGACAGUUGAAGCUCUCUGAAAAUAUAAGCAAAUUAUGGAAAGAUAAUAGGACUAAAUUAACUCCUGGAGCGUUGCUGUGACAAAUAAGGAACCCUCGACAUCCACAUCCCAUUAACCACUGAGACACACAUACAUAUGCACAUUAUGAGGAAGAGAAAGAAAAUCACCAUGUUAUCACUACAUUUUGUUAAAUCUGCAAUCUUUCCACACAAGCAGCCGCCUGCAAGUGAGAAAGAAGAGCGCUGGGGGAUGAAACACUAACCAAAGACAGAACACAGACCUUUCCCUCUUGUUGCGCUCUUGUGUAGAUUUCCACUGUAGUUGGGGAAAUAUCAAUUUAAUUUUGUUUCUUGUUUUUUUCAGAAAAUACAUACACAAAAGACAUAACGGUGAUAAUAAGAAUAGCGUGGUUCACAAAAUAAUGGUGACGGACCCUGCUAAGCGCAUGCUGGCUUCAAACACUAGUUCUGGAGGUGGAAGUAGGUCACUGUCAAAUGCUUUUAUAUCUGAGGAAGCUGAAGAUGUUAACGUGUCUGUUUAAAUGUCAAUGUUUUAUGUCUGUGUACCCACUCCCGACCAUUUUUUACCUUCGAGGGGCCAAGCUCUUAAGGGACCUCUUCCAAAGUGACCUCCCUCUUUGUCUGUUUUCUCUUCCUCCGCUCACUUUGGCCCCUCAGGAAUCAGCGUCCCCCUCCGAUCGGUCUCCUCAGAUCUGAUGUGGAGGAGCUGUAACUGUCUCCACUUGCCUUUCAAACACUUUUUGAAAGUGACAGUCGUUAAUUUUGCUUUCAGCUGAAAAAGACAGAACUUGCGAUUGUUGGAAAGCAAGAUGUCUGCAUUUGGGUUAUUUACAUCUUUUUUUCCUUGAUUCUCUGCAACUUUCAGACACUAUUAUUGCUUAGUUCGACCAGUCAUUGUUGUGUUAAACUCUUUCAAGAUAAGCAGCUCGGUGUCUGUCGUCAUCUCUUCCACUGGUACUUUAUGCCAUUACCGCUCCAGCUCAUCAUUCAUGUUGCCUUCAAAACUUACCACUUCAGAUUUGGUCCUUUUUUUGUUUGGGCUGCUUUGAGAAAUUCGUUAUUUUCUAUUUAUUUUAUAGCUUUAUGAGACUUUUCUGAUCCAUUUUCCCAUUUUCUUCUUCACCCCAUCAUCAUUUUAUCUUUUCUUUUCCAUUUUGGGGGUUGCUUUUAAAGAUUAACCCCAUUGUGAUGUAUAUUUCAGAUUAAAACUAGAGCAAAUAUUUUGUUUUGUUUUUGUGGGGGUGGGGGAGGGGGGCAGUGUAAUCUAUGUUGGAAGGAAAGGUGAAUAUGAUUGGAUGGUUGACUGGUAGCAGUCGGGUGCAGUAAUAAAAGCAAACACAAGGGAGCAGCAAAGAUAUUAGUUCUCAUCAAAGUCCUUGUUGUUUUUAACUCUAGUCUGCUGGGUGACGCUGUGGCCACAAGGGGGCGCUGUGGGCCGUGUUGUUUCCCACAGAGUUUACAGCCAUAAAGGAGCACACUGCAGGAGCUGAUGUCCGCGCUCAAAUCCAACUCCGGUCUUGAAUUUUCCAGAUCAAGAACUUGAGCAAGAAACUUUACAUGAACUUCAUGCAUGUUCGUGAAAAGAGUUGCUUUGUAUUAGUCGAGGCAGGUGUGUUUGUUUCUUUUCUUAAUUAAAAGGAGCAGCAUUCAACCUUCCUGCUCCUCUUCACCCAACGGAUAGUUUGCCCCCACUGUUUGUUAUGCUUUCAUUUUUAGAAAUUUGUAAUAAUAAUUUGUUAACUUAAUUGAAAAGUGCUGGUAAUCACAAAGAUAUGUAUGAAAUGUGUUCCUCUCAAAUAAAUGCAUGUAAUGACUAAAUGA